AUGUCUCCAGCUUUGAUUUGGACAGCUUUCAUAAUACUUACAAUUGUUCUUCUCCUCAAUUCAUUGUUGAGAAAGAGCAAGCAGAAAUUGCCUCCUAGUCCAAGAGGGCUUCCUAUUCUAGGACAUCUCCAUCUGUUGGGAAUAAAUCCUCACCAGGAUUUGCAUAAGCUCUCUAAGCAACAUGGUCCUAUCAUGCACUUACGAUUCGGAUUUGUGUCAAACAUCAUUGUUUCAUCCCCCCAUGCAGCUGAGCAAUUCCUCAAGACACAUGAUCUUGUUUUUGCUACUAGGCCACCUCAUGAGGCUGCUAAAUAUAUCGGUUUUGGGCAAAGAAAUCUGUCCUUUGGGCAGUAUGGUCCAUAUUGGCGCAACAUGCGUAAAUUAUGCACCUUAAAUUUGCUUAAUAGCCCCAAGAUCAGUUCAUUUCAGUCUAUGAGGAGGGAAGAGCUUGGAUUGUUUUUGGAAUCACUUAAAGGGGUGGCUCUUAAUCAUGAUGUCGUUGAUAUUAGUGCUGAAGUUGCUGCACUAAACGCGAACAUGAGUUGCCUGAUGGUGUUUGGGAAAAAGUAUGCUGACAAGGAAUUCGAUGAGAGGGGCUUCAAAGCUGUCAUGAAAGAAGCGAUGCAAUUAGCUGCAACACCUAAUCUUGGAGAUUAUUAUCCUUAUCUUGGAGUCCUUGACCUUCAAGGCUUGACCAGGAGAAUGAAGGCUGUUGGCAAAGUAUUUGAUGAAUUCUUUGAGAAGAUUAUCGAUGAGCACGAGCAAUCUGCAAACAAAGUUAGGCAAGCAGAUGAUUUUGUCUAUACCAUGUUGGCACUCAUGAAAUCUGGAGAAACUGAAUUCCAAUUUGAUCGCCCUCACAUCAAAGCCAUUUUGUUGGAUAUGCUUGCUGGAUCAAUGGACACUUCAGCUACAACUGUUGAAUGGACACUUGCAGAGCUCCUGAAAAACCCUCGAGUAAUGAAGAAACUCCAGCAGGAGUUGAAUGAAAAAGUGGGCUUGGACAGGAUGGUCGAGGAAUCAGACUUGGACAACCUGCAAUACUUGGACAUGGUUGUAAAGGAAGCACUAAGGCUCCAUCCUGUUGCACCAUUACUUAUUCCUCAUGCAGCUAGAGAGGAUUGCACAGUUGAUGGUUUCCAUAUACCAAAAGAUUCACGAGUGAUUAUCAAUGUUUGGACGAUUGGGAGAGAUCCAAAUGCAUGGUCUGAUCCUGAAAAGUUUAUACCAGAAAGAUUUGUUGGGAACAAUAUAGAUGUAAGAGGACAUGAUUUCCAACUUCUUCCCUUUGGCUCAGGCAGAAGAGGCUGUCCUGGAACGCAAUUGGGGCUCACUGUUGUUCGUCUUCUGGUGGCACAAUUGGUGCAUUGUUUCAAUUGGAAGCUUCCAAAUGGGAUGCUGCCUUCAGAGCUGGACAUGACCGAGGAAUUUGGCCUUGUAGUGACCAGGGCCAAGCAUCUGGUUGCUGUUCCGACCUAUCGAUUGAGCAAACAAUUAAGCAGUUUCUAA
Molecule: messenger RNA, 1509 nt
Organism: Coffea eugenioides
Lineage: Eukaryota; Viridiplantae; Streptophyta; Magnoliopsida; Gentianales; Rubiaceae
Product: cytochrome P450 CYP736A12-like
Exons: 2
Coding region: 1-1509 (502 amino acids)
Molecular function (GO): heme binding; monooxygenase activity; oxidoreductase activity, acting on paired donors, with incorporation or reduction of molecular oxygen
Source: RefSeq, a predicted model, not a curated record